CCCUAUAUUUGGGAGGACAUGGGGAAUAUAGGGGAUGGCAUCGGAGAAGGAAACAGAGAGGGAGAACUAACUAGAGCCAAAUGGCAGCCUCUGUCAUGUCUUCAUUGGCUUUGAAACCAGCUCCAGUUUUGGAGAUCAGGCCACAGGUCAAGGGCCUCCCAUCCUUGGCAAGGUCCUCUUCUUCGCUCAGAGUCCAGGCCGGCGCUGGCAAGAAGAUCAAGACAGCAACACCCUAUGGUCCGGGAGGAGGGAUGAACUUGCCAGAUGGUUUAGAUGCAUCCGGGAGAAAGGGCAAGGGGAAGGGUGUCUAUCAGUUUGCAGACAAGUAUGGUGCAAAUGUUGAUGGUUACAGCCCAAUUUAUACGCCAGACGAAUGGUCUCCAAGUGGCGACGUCUAUGUUGGAGGAACCACAGGACUAUUGAUAUGGGCUGUUACUCUUGGUGGACUAUUAUUAGGAGGUGCUCUUCUUGUGUACAACACCAGUGCCUUAGCUCAGUAGAGCUCCAGCAGAGUUAUCCUCCUGUGUCACCAUUAAGUUUCUCCAAAAUGUCUCAUAAAUACAAUCCCCGUAUAAAUAUUUAUGGACAUUAACAUGGUUGUAACAAUGUAAUAUGUAUGAAUUUCAUCUGAUAACCAAAUAGAUAUAAAUAAUGUAUCAAUAUUGCACAAAUGCUUGUGCUCAUCAAUUUGACGCCAUCAAUGACAUUCUUGCGGUUGGGUUGU
Messenger RNA from Elaeis guineensis (African oil palm), 724 nucleotides. RefSeq names its product photosystem II 10 kDa polypeptide, chloroplastic. The record is from RefSeq and is a predicted model, not a curated record. Gene Ontology annotation, biological process: photosynthesis. NCBI's taxonomy places the organism in Eukaryota, Viridiplantae, Streptophyta, Magnoliopsida, Arecales, Arecaceae. Gene Ontology annotation, cellular component: thylakoid membrane; photosystem II; photosystem II oxygen evolving complex.